AUGGUGUCCAGAUUCUUUAAUUGCUCAGUGCCUAGUUGUGAAAGGCCAAGUGUCAGAGCAAACGGUGGUUGCGAUAGCUGUAACCGCCAUCUAUGCCUCACCCAUUUGUCUCCUUCUCUUCAUACGUGUGACGAGGAGGACAACAUUGCCGCCGAGAUCGAUCGUCUCCGCUCUCGUAUCAACGACGCGGCUGUAUGUCAACUUGCGUCCAGACUGAAUGGCGGUCAGAGUUGCAGAAUUGAACACUCGUCGAAGGUUGGACCGAACGCCCUCUGGGGAAGCGCCAACUAUCAUGCCCGCAUACGCUUCCAAGACGGCUCUCCCUCGUGGCUUCUCCGAGUUCCUCGAGUGACGAGCUUUGCCGUUGGUCUUCCCGUCCCAUUAGCGGACUAUUUGAUAGCCAGCGAGUACGCAACCUUGAAGUUUCUCGAAACCACUACAGUACCAGCUCCUCGGGCCUUCAGUUACGGCAUAUGCAGUGAUGGGACAGACCAUGGUGUCGGUGUGGCUUUUCUUCUUAUGGAAGAGCUACCAGGGAGACCCUGGACAGGCGAAGGCGUGUCGAGUACAGUGGCUACUGACGACGAGAAAGCAAAGAUCUGGAGUGAACUUGCCGAGAUACUGACUGAGCUAGAACGUCAUCCCUUUCCUAAAGCUGGAUCAUUGUGCUUUCAGUCAUCUUAUAUCGAAGUUUCGGCUGUAGCAAGCGACAGAUUCGGCGUCCUCACCCCUACUGGGCCAUUCCAUAAUUCUACAGCAUAUUAUACUGCCUUCGCCGAGCAGUACCUGGAGCUGAUUGCGGACGGCCAACUCUACACCGAGUUUCCAGUUGAUGCGUACCUAGUGUACCGCUUUCUGAAAGACAACGUAUCACAGCUAGUCGAACAAGGUGGAGAAGCGAAGUCUCCAGAGAAAUUCUUUUUAAAGCACGUUGACGAUAAAGGAGACCACUUACUUGUUGACGAUGACCUUCACAUCACAGGCAUUAUUGGCUGGCAGAUGGCACGUGUUGUGCCACCACGUGAAGCCUUUGGUCCGUCGCUUGUUACUGCCGACAUGAAUGCAUUGUGGACCGGUAAAUUUUCGCUCAGUAACGACGAUGUUGCUUUGACGGAUGCUCUACGGCAAAAGGGCCUCUCUUGGAUAACUCGUCGCGCUGUCGAUGAGAAAGCCAGGAGGUUCUUCUGGGGGCUGGCCUUGGAAACCAAGUGGUCUAAUGCCUUACCUCUGGCAGUUGCAAUACUAGAAGCCUUUGGGAUCCGACAAGAUUGGGCACAGUGGAGAGAGAUGGCACUGAAGGAAUACGAAAGUGACGAGCGCCUACGUGCCUUGUUGAGCAUUGUCAUCCCUGAAAUCGGCAACGGGGAUCCAGCCAUGCCAACACCUAAAUAA
Messenger RNA from Trichoderma breve, 1392 nucleotides. Its product is annotated as phosphotransferase enzyme family domain-containing protein. The record is from RefSeq and is a predicted model, not a curated record. The transcript has 2 exons. The coding region runs from base 1 to 1392 and encodes 463 amino acids. NCBI's taxonomy places the organism in Eukaryota, Fungi, Ascomycota, Sordariomycetes, Hypocreales, Hypocreaceae.